This is a messenger RNA of Lodderomyces beijingensis, 843 nucleotides long. NCBI's taxonomy places the organism in Eukaryota, Fungi, Ascomycota, Pichiomycetes, Serinales, Debaryomycetaceae. The record is from the annotation of a GenBank genome assembly.
AUGACGGCAGCUGAGAUCCACAAGCAUCUAUUCUAUUGCACGUUAACCAUAAACUCAACCACAUUAUACACAUAUGAGAAUCAGCAGCUCACGUCGCAUUUCCCCAAGAUCAAUAGCUCAGAGAUUGUAUCACAGGAAUUGGGACUUAUAAACUCAACCAAGACGUUGGUUGGGUCUAUCCCAGUGUCAGGGAGUAGCUCGCUCAAGUUGUCGUUAUACUUUAUGAAAAAGUUUAUAAAUAUAGAUGGCAGUCGAGAUUUGAUCACAGUAGUGGCCAUUGCGCAUGUUGACGUCAAUAGAACGUUCAUCUUGGUUGUGCUCAAAAACAUCAUAGAUAAAUACAUUGAUUUCAAAAGGAAAGAAGAGGACAAGAGCGAUCAGACCCAGGCAAAUAGUAAACCCAAGCCGGGUGAAUUUAAAUUGUUGAUGAACCAGAUUAUCAAGUAUGAGGAGUCGAAUUAUAAUCUGAAUCAGCAAAGAUACACUUAUGGCUCCACCAAUGAAAAUGGUGAAACGAAUGAAGGCAGCUCGCAAAGCCGUCAAAUCAACCCAAACCAACUCAUCUUGGCGAACGAAGAGGUCGAAGAAGUCAGGCAGUUGAUGAUGGAUAACAUCAACAAGUUGUUGAGCCGAGGGGACAAGAUCGACUCGCUUGUGGAUCAGACGGACAGGUUGAACACUUCGUCGCUGCUUUUCCAAAAGAAGGCGCAGCAGAUUAAAAGGAAAAUGUGGUUUCACAAGACGAAAUUCAUUCUAUUGCUCAUUGUCGGUGGGUUGCUAGUAUUGUAUUUUUUUGCUGGGGAAGCAUGCGGAUUCCCGCUUUUCCAGUAUUGUAGACCAUAG